This is a messenger RNA of Elgaria multicarinata webbii, 2786 nucleotides long. RefSeq names its product carnitine palmitoyltransferase 1C (gene CPT1C). The coding region runs from base 118 to 2451 and encodes 777 amino acids. Gene Ontology annotation, molecular function: carnitine O-palmitoyltransferase activity. NCBI's taxonomy places the organism in Eukaryota, Metazoa, Chordata, Lepidosauria, Squamata, Anguidae. The record is from RefSeq and is a predicted model, not a curated record. Gene Ontology annotation, biological process: fatty acid metabolic process; carnitine metabolic process. The transcript has 20 exons. Gene Ontology annotation, cellular component: mitochondrion.
AUUGGGGGUCAGCUCCGAAGCAGCAAGAGCUGGCAACCUGACCCAUCCAGUGGGCUCCAAUGAGCUCUCGUGCAAGGUUUGCUGGUGGAAAAGCCAACAAUCUAGCACCUUUUCAAGAUGGCGGAAGCUCACCAGGCUGUGGCGUUUCAAUUCACUGUCUCUCCAGAGGGCAUCGACCUUCAGCUGAGCCAUGCGGCUAUCAAGGAGGUCUAUCUUUCGGGCUUGCGGUCAUGGAAGAAGAAAUUCAACCAGCUCCGGAACGGAUUUGUGACAGGUGUAUACCCAGCCAGCCCUUCCAGUUGGCUGUUCAUGGUUACUGCCAUUCUGGUGACCCAGUACUCUCGUCUCGACCCCUCGAUGGGCAUGAUUGAGAAGAUCAAGGAGCACCUGUCAGUCAGUAAGUACCUCUCAGACCAGGGACUGAGUUUCCUCAGCGCCAUGGCCUUUUCCACAGGGCUGUGGCUGGCCCUCAUUAUGACCAUGCGCAGCAUUCUCAAGAUGCUGCUGUGCUACCAUGGCUGGAUGUACGAAGAGCAUGGCAAGAUGUCCAACACCACCAAGGUCUGGCUGGCUCUGGUGAAAAUCUUUGCUGGGCGGACUCCGAUGCUGUACAGCUACCAGGCGUCGCUGCCUCGCUUGCCUGUUCCAGCCAUCAAGGAUACUAUGCAGAGGUAUCUGGAGUCCGUACGACCGCUGAUGGCAGACAACGAGUUCCAGCGGAUGGCGGGUCUCGCCCGUGACUUUGAACAGACCCUCGGGCCGCGCCUGCAGUGGUACCUCAAGCUUAAGUCUUGGUGGGCAUCCAACUAUGUGAGCGACUGGUGGGAAGAGUAUGUGUAUCUCCGUGGACGGGGACCCCUGAUAGUAAAUAGCAAUUAUUAUGUCAUGGAUUUCCUAUAUGUAACUCCUACCCCGAUCCAAGCUGCUCGUGCUGGGAAUCUUGUCUAUGCUAUGCUGAUGUACCGACGCAAACUCAUCCGGGAGGAGAUCAAACCGAGCAUGGUCCCCAAUUCCAUCAUCCCCUUAUGUACGGCCCAGUGGCAACGUCUCUUCAAUACCACCCGGUUGCCAGGGGUGGGUCUGGACAGCAUCCAGCAUCAGCAGGACAGCAAGCACAUUGCAGUGUACCAUGCCGGCCGCUUAUUUCGGGUCUGUGUGUACCACAACGGAAGGCUGCUGGGUCCGCGUGAGCUUCAGGCACAGUUUCAGUCCAUCCUAGGGGAUCCCACACCCCCUCUGCCGGGGGAGGAGAAAUUGCCAUCCCUGACUGCGGCUGACAGAGAUCCCUGGGCCCGGGCCCGCCAGACCUACUUCGGGUCGGGGAAGAAUGAGCAGUCGCUGAGUAUAGUCGAGAAAGCGGUCUUCUUUGUCACCCUGGACACCAGUGAGCAGGGGCUGCAAGGACCCAAUCCAGGCCAUGCGCUGGACGCCUAUGCAAAGUCCCUCUUGCAUGGGCGCUGCUGUGACAGGUGGUUUGACAAGUCUUUCACCCUGGUUGUUUACCGCAACGGGAAGUCUGGAAUCAACGCGGAGCACUCCUGGGCUGAUGCACCCAUUAUUGGCCAUCUCUGGGAGUACACCCUGGCCACAGAUGCGUUCAUGCUGGGGUAUGAUAAUAAUGGGAACUGCAAAGGCGACAUGGACUCCAGCAUCCCUCCGCCCCAGAAGCUACAGUGGGAGAUCCCACCAGAGUGUGAGCAGGUGAUCAUGCAGUCCUUCAGUGUGGCCCAGGCCCUGGCCAACAACGUUGACUUCAACACCUUCACCUUCCGGAACUUUGGCAAAGGUCUCAUCAAGAAAUGCCGCACCAGUCCAGACGGCUUCAUCCAGCUCGCCCUCCAGCUGGCGCAUUUUCGGGACAAGAAUAAAUUCUGCCUCACCUAUGAAGCAUCCAUGACCCGACUCUUUCGGGAGGGACGCACAGAGACGGUCCGGUCCUGCACCAUUGAGUCCUGUGCCUUUGUCAAGGCCAUGAUGGAUCCCACCCAGAAUGAUGGCACAAGGCUACGCCUGUUUCAUAUGGCAGCUAAGAAACACCAGCACCUUUACCGGCAGGCCAUGACGGGUGCUGGCAUUGACAGGCACCUCUUCUGCCUCUACGUUGUCUCCAAAUAUCUUGGCCUGGACUCACCCUUCCUGCGUGAGGUGCUGUCCGAGCCGUGGCGCCUCUCUACUAGCCAGACUCCCGUUCAGCAGAUGGAGCUAUUUGACCUCGAAAACCAUCCAGAUUACAUUUCUUGUGGUGGUGGAUUUGGGCCGGUCGAUGACGAUGGAUAUGGAGUGUCAUAUAUAAUUGUGGGUGAUGAUCUCAUCAACUUCCACGUGUCGUGCAAAUGCUCCAGCCGAGAGACGAAUGCACACCGAUUUGGAUUAAACAUCCGGAAUGCCAUGGCGGACGUCUUGGCCCUCUUUCAACUAGACCAAAAAGUCUCUGCCAGCCAUAGCCAGUGACUGAAUAAAUGCCAACAGGAUUAUACAACCAGCCACUAAGACACACUUUUUGUGUGUUUUUCUGUUCUGUGAUCUGCAGGGACAUUUGGAAAGAAAGGGGGGCGGGUGGGGUGCACUGGGGGGUAAAGCCUGAGGAUUCCUACAAGCACAAUGGAAGGGCGAGAUACUCUCCUGCUCUUGGAUUUUGGGGUUUGGCCCCUCUACUGGAUACUACAGCCCUAUCUGCAAAUGACACCCACCCACCCACCCAGGCAAUAUUUCCAUGCUUCUAGGGUGGUAGAGGUCUGAUGGAUGGGCCUGACGGUCUGGUCUCCUGGGUUCUUUUGGGGCCUUUG